UGGGCUUUUGCUCGAAAGACUGUUGGUUGUCACUGUUGAGGUAGCUGUCGUUUGUUGCACCAAAUUGGGCCUUUUUGCUAUUUGAAUGCUACGAACGUUGACCAUUCCUGCUUUAGAUCUUUCCGAUACACUAAUGUUGGGAGAACUCUGGGGACUGUGGACAGAAGUAGUAGUGGAUGGUGCUAUUGGCAUUUGAAUGCGUGUGAACUUUGCAUUUGCCUCUGGCCCAGCGCUAUGUGACAAAUUCUUAAGCGGUAUGCAGCGAGUUGAGUCCCUUAUCUAAAACUGUAUUUCUUUUGUUUUGAACAGAAGGGAAUGGUACUCACGGAUCUUAUCGGUCUAAGAUAUUCGCCAAAGUUCUCUGAGUAUUCAUUGUUUUAAAAAUGAAUGAAUGGAGUGGCCUCUUAAAAAGCUUAAGUACAAAUCCAGAGUACAUUCGCGAGCAGGCGUUUGACGGUGCAUUGCAAUAUUCAAAAUUUCGUAGCGUUUUCUGGUCAAUUCUCUUGAGAGUUUUGAGUGAGGAUCAUUUGUCAUGGGCACUUGAAAAGAAAAAACAGAGGCAAAGCUAUGAAAAGUUAGGAAAGGAGUUUGCCAAAAAUCCCCACCAAACAGGAGCAAAUUUAAUGCAAGUGGACGACGAUCCACUGUCACAAUCAUCAAAGAGUGUUUGGAACCAAUACUUCAGUGACCAAGAACUGUUUGCUACAAUACGACAGGAUGUGGUAAGGACAUUUCCUGGCGUAGAUUUUUUUCGGAAACCGGCAAUUCAAAAUAUUAUGAUCAAUAUACUUUUUUACUACGCCCGGGAUCAUCCAUACAUGUCUUAUCGGCAAGGAAUGCACGAAAUUCUAGCACCAAUUUUAUUCGUUAUGUACGGAGACCACCAGAGUUUUUUACAUUUUAAAGAAAUUGCUAAUUAUUCCGAUAUAGAUGACACACUGCUGGAAGUAAUGAAUCCUUUAUAUUUAGAAGCUGAUUCAUAUUUUAUAUUUUCUCGUGUUAUGGCAUCUAUAGAAUCCUAUUAUCGUGUUCGCGGCUCCAUGGUGUCUACAAGUGGCAACAGUGUGGCUCUCUCAGAUCCAGAUAAAGUACCAGCAUAUGCCUCAGAGGUGGAAGUAAUAACGCAACUAAACUUUAUUAGAGAUAAAAUCUUAGCCAAAGAAGAUUUGCACCUGCACAAUUAUUUAAUAAAGUUGGAUAUUCCGCUACAUAUUUUUGGAAUACGUUGGUUGAGACUGUUGUUUGGACGAGAAUUUGCUUUGUUAGAUCUCCUUGUCCUGUGGGAUGCCAUUUUUGCCGACAGCGACCAUUUUGAUUUACCAAACUACGUACUUGUUGCGAUGCUAAUAAGGAUACGUGAUAAACUGUUACUGAGCGACUAUACAACGUGUCUUACCUAUUUGAUGCGAUAUCCCCAAAAUGUAGACAUCAGCUUGAUCCUUCGGCAUGCUUUGCAUAUGAAAAUGCCAAAAAAGUACGACAGACCAUCUAAUGCGUUCAUAUAUUUCACCAUGCCGGGCAAUGUGCGCGAUCCUGCCGUUAAAGAUAAAAAAUGCUCACGUGGACCCCAACCGAGAGAAAAAAGUGCUUUGGAGAGACACGUAACAACGAUUCAGGAACGAAACGCUGUGGAAGAAGCACUAUUUGCAAGAAUAAAAUCAACUUCUGAAGGCAGCAAUAAUGUAGCCAUGGAUGGCUAUAAAGACAAUAACACUGAAGUCAUGCGACUAGAGUUGAAAAACAUGCAAACGGUGGUAGCAGUGGCGCGUUCAAAGUUGCAGUCGUAUUUGGAAACAAUUCGAAAAAAUACGCCAAAACAAUCUAAAAGAGAUGGCAUAGAAGAGCUGUGCCAUUUUUUGGAUGUGAAAAUUGAAUUUCCUUUGCGUACGCGACCAAACCACAUAGAUCAAGCUUUGGAGGCCAACGAGUUGCAGUAUCGCCGCAAGAGUGAAAAGACUGAACAAUCCAAUCUUACAACCAACCACGAUCUCAAAAAUAUACCUAUUGCUGACACAACACCAAACAUAUACGAACGACCCGAUAAUGGGAUGCAAUCUUCAAUACUUUUAGGAACCGAAAAGGAAUUUGAGUUGGUUCCAAUAGUGUCAGAAGCAAUAGACCCUAAGAACAAUGAUAACAAUUUAACCCGAGGUAAGGGUUUACCAAAAGCCGAUCCCCUUAGCCGGAAAAAUGAUUGAAAACUUUAAAGAAAAAAGCUGUGUUUAGAAUAAAAAUUAAAUAUAUAAAUAAUUUUUUCAAAGAAAAAAA
This is a messenger RNA of Musca domestica (house fly), 2268 nucleotides long. Its product is annotated as TBC1 domain family member 5-like. Gene Ontology annotation, molecular function: GTPase activator activity. Gene Ontology annotation, biological process: activation of GTPase activity. The record is from RefSeq and is a predicted model, not a curated record. Lineage: Eukaryota; Metazoa; Arthropoda; Insecta; Diptera; Muscidae.